Messenger RNA from Erinaceus europaeus (western European hedgehog), 3081 nucleotides. RefSeq names its product exostosin glycosyltransferase 2 (gene EXT2). The record is from RefSeq and is a predicted model, not a curated record. Gene Ontology annotation, cellular component: membrane. The transcript is spliced from 15 exons. Gene Ontology annotation, molecular function: glycosyltransferase activity. The coding region runs from base 307 to 2463 and encodes 718 amino acids. Lineage: Eukaryota; Metazoa; Chordata; Mammalia; Eulipotyphla; Erinaceidae.
UCGGUGUCAGAGUUGACUGCGCCGCGCUCCCUGGUUCGCAGGCUCGUUCUAGACCGGCUGCGGGCGGUGGCGACCCCCGAGUGCACGCGAUCCCCCCCGGCCGGCGCGGCCCCGAGCACCGCGGCAUGAGCGGGUGACCGAGCGCGGGGCCGAGCGGGAGGUGGCCGUGGCCAAGGUUGCUUCUGGCUUCCACUGAACAGAGAUGAGACGUGCUAUUAAAUUUUCUACACGAUACUGAACAGCCCCACCACAAAAAGAAAUUAUCUGGACCCAAAUGAGCGUGAGGAAGAGGCUGUCUGUGUCAUUAUGUGUGCGUCGGUCAAGUACAAUAUCCGGGGUCCCGCCCUCAUCCCAAGAAUGAAGACCAAGCACCGAAUCUACUACAUCACCCUCUUCUCCAUCGUCCUCCUGGGCCUCAUCGCCACUGGCAUGUUUCAGUUCUGGCCCCACUCCAUUGAGUCGUCCAGCGACUGGAAUGUGGAGAAGCGUAGCAUCCGGGAUGUGCCGGUGGUCCACCUGCCGGCCGACAGCCCGGUCCCCGAGCGGGGUGACCUCAGCUGCAGGAUGCACACGUGCUUCGACGUCUACCGCUGUGGCUUCAACCCCAAGAACAAGAUCAAGGUGUACAUCUACGCCCUCAAGAAGUACGUGGACGACCUGGGUGUCCCCGUCGGCAACACCAUCUCCCGGGAGUACAACGAGCUGCUCACGGCCAUCUCGGACAGCGACUACUACACAGACGACAUCAGCCGGGCCUGCCUUUUCGUCCCGUCCAUCGACGUGCUCAACCAGAACACGCUGCGCAUCAAGGAGACGGCACAGGCGCUGGCCCAGCUCUCCAGGUGGGAUCGAGGUACAAAUCACCUGCUCUUCAACAUGUUGCCUGGAGGUCCCCCAGAUUAUAAUACUGCCCUGGAUGUCCCGAGAGACAGGGCUCUGUUGGCUGGUGGAGGCUUUUCUACAUGGACAUACCGGCAAGGCUACGAUGUCAGCAUUCCUGUCUAUAGUCCGCUGUCUGCUGAAGUGAACCUUCCAGAGAAAGGACCAGGUCUUCGCCAAUACUUCCUCCUGUCAUCUCAGAUGGGUCUCCAUGCCGAGUACAGAGAGGACCUGGAAGCCCUCCAGGCCAAACACGGCAACUCAGUGUUAGUGCUGGAUAAAUGCACCAACCUCUCAGAAGGCGUCGUCUCCAUCCGGAAACGCUGCCACAAGCACCAGGUCUUCGAUUACCCCCAGGUGCUGCAGGAAGCAACUUUCUGUGUGGUCCUCCGUGGAGCCCGGCUGGGCCAGGCAGUGCUGAGUGACGUAUUACGGGCUGGCUGUGUCCCAGUCAUCAUUGCAGACUCUUACGUCUUACCUUUCUCCGAAGUUCUUGACUGGAAGAGAGCAUCUGUGAUGGUGCCAGAAGACAAAAUGUCAGAGGUGUACAGUAUUUUACAGAGCACCCCCCAAAGACAGAUUGAAGAAAUGCAGAGACAGGCCCGGUGGUUCUGGGAAGCAUACUUCCAGUCUAUCAAAGCCAUUGCCUUGGCCACCCUGCAGAUUAUCAAUGACCGCAUCUACCCAUACGCCGCCAUCUCCUAUGAAGACUGGAAUGACCCUCCCGCUGUGAAGUGGAGCAGUGUGAGCAAUCCGCUCUUCCUCCCACUCAUCCCUCCACAGUCGCAAGGAUUCACUGCCAUUGUCCUCACCUACGACCGAGUGGAGAGCCUCUUCCGGGUCAUCACGGAAGUGUCCAAGGUGCCCAGUCUAUCCAAGCUGCUAGUCGUCUGGAACAAUCAAAAUAAAAACCCGCCAGAAGAAUCUCUCUGGCCCAAAAUCCGGGUUCCAUUAAAAGUCGUGAGGACUGCUGAAAACAAGUUGAGUAACCGUUUCUUCCCUUAUGAUGAAAUCGAGACAGAGGCUGUUCUAGCCAUUGAUGAUGAUAUCAUCAUGCUGACCUCAGACGAGCUGCAGUUUGGGUAUGAGGUUUGGCGGGAGUUUCCCGACCGGUUGGUGGGUUACCCUGGCCGUCUCCAUCUCUGGGACCAUGAGAUGAGCAAGUGGAAGUAUGAGUCAGAGUGGACCAAUGAGGUGUCCAUGGUGCUCACGGGAGCAGCUUUUUAUCACAAGUAUUUUAAUUACCUGUAUACCUACAAAAUGCCUGGCGACAUCAAGAACUGGGUAGAUGCUCAUAUGAACUGUGAAGACAUUGCCAUGAAUUUCCUGGUGGCUAACAUCACGGGGAAAGCUGUCAUCAAGGUAACACCACGAAAGAAAUUCAAGUGUCCUGAGUGCACAGCCAUUGAUGGGCUUUCGCUGGACCAGACGCACAUGGUGGAAAGGUCCGAGUGCAUCAACAAGUUCGCUUCAGUCUUUGGGACGAUGCCGCUGAAGGUGGUGGAGCACCGCGCUGACCCUGUCCUGUACAAAGACGACUUCCCCGAGAAGCUCAAGAGCUUCCCCAACAUUGGCAGCUUGUGAGACGCUGCUGGAGGACCGACUGCUAAUCGUGAGCACAGCGGCAGGACGCAGUCCACACAGCAGGGAUUCCAGACGGAAGAUGGACACACUGCAUCUUCGCACACACCUACCUUCUCAAGAAUGUGGACCUAGGGAGCCUGUCUGAGCACCCAAGCUGGGUAGCCUGUGUCCCUCUGCUGCUCCUCUCCGGCCAGCUGUUUCUAAAAUGCCCACUAGGAACCUAUGUGGCCCGCUCCUGGGCAAGUCGAGCUCAGACUCCCUGUUUUAGCUCCAGGCUGCCAGCCUGAAGGGCAAGUCCACCAACCAUGAGACUUAGAAACCCACCAGCCCAUUUUAGAUGUGAGCACCAGUACUCAAAGUACCCAGAUUUUGUUUUUUAUUGAUUUCAAAUUAGUGAAUAUUCCUCUGAUUCACUGGAGAAAAAGCCAACUCCAGAAUCCGGUGCAAAAUCCAAAUUCUUCAGUGGGAUGAGAGCGCAGCCUUAGAGCCUAGGGUCCUGGACUCAUGCAGAGAAAAGCACGCUGUGCUGAACGGGGGGCCUAGGAGUUCCGCCAACUGUUCUUCUUUGGUCUGGUUUGUUAAUAUGAUUAAAAAUAUUUUUUAUUCGUUUUCCUACUA